Molecule: messenger RNA, 4380 nt
Organism: Vanrija pseudolonga
Lineage: Eukaryota; Fungi; Basidiomycota; Tremellomycetes; Trichosporonales; Trichosporonaceae
Gene: RPC1
Product: DNA-directed RNA polymerase III subunit RPC1
Exons: 8
Coding region: 1-4380 (1459 amino acids)
Biological process (GO): DNA-templated transcription
Cellular component (GO): RNA polymerase III complex
Molecular function (GO): DNA binding
Source: RefSeq, a predicted model, not a curated record
AUGGAGGACGAAUACUUUGACCACAAUGAGAAGCGAUACGUCUCUCAGGAUGCCCCAAAGCGCAUAAAGCAAAUCCAGUUCAAGCCGUUCGCGCCCAAGGACAUUGUGCGCGUCUCCGAGGUCGAGGUUACGAUCCCAGAGCUGUACAAGAACCAUGAGGACGGUUCGCGAACCACGGCCCCGGGUGGCCCGUUAGAUGCCCGCAUGGGCCCAAACGAGAAGGGUGGAACUUGCCCAACCUGUCACGAGGACCACACGCACUGUGUUGGCCACUACGGCUACAUCAAGCUUGCGCUGCCCGUCUUCCACAUUGGAUACUUCCGUCCCACUAUCAACAUGCUGUCGUGCAUCUGCAAGACCUGCGCGCGAGUCUUGUUGCCUGUGGAAGAACGCAAGGCGUACCUGAAGCGGUUCCGUCGUCCAAAGCUCGAGAUGCUCCAGCGACAGUCUGCCUCGAAGGGUGUUCUCGCCGCGUGCAAGAAGCAGACCACCUGCCCUUACUGCUUUGCCCCGAACGGUAUCGUCAAGAAGUCGGGCACGCUCAAGAUCUCGCACGAGCCGUACCGCUCCAACAAGAACGCCGAUGCCAAGCAGGAGUGGAUGCAGAACUUCAAGACUGUCAUUGCGGAACAAGGUGCUAUCGGCACCCACCUGAGCAAGUCGGUCGAGGACCUCAACCCCUUGAAGGUCCUGGAAUUGUUCCGUCGAGUCACUGCUGAGGACGCCGAGCUCUUGGCCCUUCACCCGGACAUUGGACGGCCAGAAGAUUACCUGUGGACCUACAUCUCGGUUCCUCCACCCUCCAUCCGUCCUUCGGUCGCCUCCGAGUCGGGCAACAACGAAGAUGACCUGACCGCCAAGCUCGUCGAGAUUGUCAUUCAGAACCGUAUCCUCCUGUCGGUCAUGGAGAAGGGCCAAGGUCUGCAGCAGACCCUUACCAACUGGGAUGCCCUCAGCCAGAUGAUUGCGUUAUACAUCAACUCGCAGACCCCCGGUAUCAACACGGGUACCAAGCCUAUCCGUGGUUUUGUCCAGCGUCUCAAGGGCAAGCAGGGUCGUUUCCGUGGUAACCUUUCGGGAAAGCGUGUCGACUUUUCUGGUCGUACAGUCAUUGGUCCCGACCCGAACCUUCGCAUCGACGAGGUCGCUGUUCCCGAGAAGAUUGCCGUCAAGCUGUCAUACCCGGAGCGUGUCACCAGCUACAACAUCGAGGCGAUGAGGAAGGCCGUUGUCAACGGUUCUCGCAUGCACCCAGGAGCAAACAUUAUCGAAACCGGACGGGGUCCGUACCCACGACGCUCGCUGCAGCCGAUCAAGGACAUUGAAAGGAGGAAGGAGAUGGCCAGAAACCUCGUGAUUGGUGACAUUGUCCACCGCCACCUUCGUGACGGAGAUAUUGUCCUCUUCAACCGUCAGCCUAGUUUGCACAAGAUUUCCAUCAUGUGCCACCGUGUCCGUGUCCGUCCUUGGCGUACCUUCCGUCUCAACGAGUGUGUCUGCAACCCCUACAAUGCCGAUUUCGACGGUGACGAGAUGAACCUGCACGUCCCGCAGACAGAAGAAGCCCGUACCGAGGCACUGGAGCUCAUGUCCGUCAAGAAGAACCUGGUCACUCCUCGUAACGGAGAACCGAUCGUUGCUGCCAUCCAGGACUUCAUCACAGCAUCGUACCUGCUCUCUCGCCGCGACCGCUUGUUGGAUAGGCAGCAGUUCACUCAGAUUUGUUCCUACCUCGGCGACGGUAUUCUCGACAUCGACCUUCCUCCCCCGACCAUCUGGAAGCCAGUCAGACUGUGGACCGGCAAGCAAGUGUACAACCUCCUAAUGCGUCCCAACAAGAAGUCCAAGGUACUCGUCAACCUGGAAGCCAAGUGCCGUACCUUUAUCGAGCCUGCAAAGUCGGACAAUUACAUCAAAGACAUGUCGCCAAACGACGGCUACCUGGUCAUCGUCAACAGUGAAAUCAUGUGCGGUGUGUUUGACAAGAACACUGUUGGUGACGGCAAGAAGAACUCGGUGUUUGGUGUCAUUCUUCGCGACUAUGGCUCCAACGAGGCUGCACUAGCAAUGACACGCUUGGCCAAGCUCUCGGCACGCUGGCUCGCCAACCAGGGCUUCUCCCUCGGUAUCAACGACGUCAUCCCCGGCGAGAUGCUCUCCAACGGCAAGGAUAGCAUGGUCGAAGAGGCAUACAGCAAGUGCGACGAGAACAUUGAAUUGGCCAAGAGGGGAAAGCUCCAGAACGCCCCUGGAUGCGACCAGGAAACGACACUAGAGCAGACAAUCUCUGGUCUCCUGUCGCAGGUCCGAGAGGCUGUCGGUGAGACGUGUAUGAAAGAACUCAGUCGUCACAACGCCCCAUUAAUCAUGGCUACUUGUGGUUCCAAGGGUUCUAAGAUCAACGUCGCUCAGAUGGUUGCCUGUGUCGGACAGCAGAUUAUUGCUGGUAACCGUGUGCCCAAUGGCUUCCAGGACCGCUCAUUGCCUCACUUCAAGAAGAAGAGCAAGAACCCUCCUUCCAAGGGUUUCGUGCGCAACAGUUUCUUCUCUGGUCUCACGCCCACCGAGUUCCUGUUCCACGCCAUCUCUGGUCGUGAAGGUCUGGUCGACACUGCAGUCAAGACUGCCGAGACCGGUUACAUGGCUCGUCGUCUCAUGAAGGCGCUCGAGGACCUGUCGACGCAGUACGAUCUCAGUGUUCGCAACUCUGUCGGCGGUGUCGUCCAGUUCGAGUACGGAGACGACUCGCUCGACCCGGCCUGCUUGGAAGGUGACGCCACACCAGUCGAGUACGUGCGCUCCUGGUCUCACGCCAUGAGCACGGCGUCGAGCGCCGGCCACACCCUCUACCCCUACGAGAUCCAGCAGAUCGCCAGGCACAUCUACCCCGAGAUUGCAUUGGAGGAAGCGGCAGAGGCCAAGCCUCAACGUCGUGGCAAAAAGUUUGUCGAGCCCCCCAAGCCUGUUAUCGAGGUGCCGCGCGAGUGGCAGCAGGUUCACGUCAAGUUCCGCGAGAACACGUACAAGUUUGUCGUCGACCACGUCGUCAAGACAAUGGCUGCGCAGCGCGAGGCUCGUGGCGUUCCAGCUGCCGACACGGCCGAGAGCAUGGAGGAGUACGAGGAGCUGCUCGAGUCUGAUGACUUCAAAAUCAGACAGGUCCUUGACAAUGCUCACAAGGUCACCGAGGCUCAAAUCCGAUCCUUCCUGGAGAACUGUCGUGUCCGUUACCUCCUGGCCAAGAUUGAGCCUGGAUCGACUGUUGGUGCCGUCGGUGCCCAGUCUAUUGGAGAACCCGGAACGCAGAUGACGCUCAAGACUUUCCAUUUCGCCGGUGUCGCUUCCAUGAACGUCACACUCGGUGUGCCCCGUAUCAAGGAGAUUAUCAACGCGGCCAAGGUCAUCUCCACGCCCAUUAUCACUGUGGAGCUCGAGAAGCCAGAGGAUGAGACGGUCGCCCGAAUCGUCAAGGGCCGUAUCGAGAAGACCACUCUCGGUGAGAUCGCCUCAAUCAUUGAGGAGGCCUGGACCGGUGGUGGUGCCUUCCUCGAAGUCCACAUCGAUGUCGAUGCCAUUCAGAAGCUUCAGCUGGAAAUCACGCUCGACUCUAUCAAGCAUUCGCUUGUGCUUGCGCCCAAGCUCAAGAUCAAGGACAGCGACGUCACGAUUAACUCGCGCAAGUCUCGUCUCAAGAUCUACAUCAAUGACAUGCGCGACGCCGACAAGUUUGACGGCGUCUACGAGCGCCUCAAGUUCCUGAAGCGCGCCAUCCCCAGUGUCCAGGUCAAGGGUCUGCCCGAGAUCAACCGUUCGGUCAUCACCAAGGACGAGAAGAGGAAGGAAGACCACAAGCUGCUCGUCACUGGUUACGGUCUGUGUGAGGUCAUGGGCACCGACGGUGUCAACGGCUACCUUACCAAGACCAACCACGUCAUGGAGACGUGCAAGGUGCUGGGUAUCGAAGCGGCCCGUCAGACCAUCUACAACGAGAUUCAGACGACCAUGCAGUCGCACGGCAUGAGCAUCGACCCGCGACACGUCAUGCUUCUCGGCGACGUCAUGACGUACAAGGGCGAAGUGCUCGGUAUCACUCGAUUCGGUGUCCAAAAGAUGAAGGACUCGGUCCUCAUGUUGGCAUCGUUUGAGAAGACGACCGACCACCUGUUUGACGCCUCUCUCUUCUCCAAGGUCGACGAGAUUGAAGGUGUCUCCGAGUGCAUCAUCAUGGGCACGCCGGCGCCCAACUGCGGUACUUCGAUCGCAUCGAUUGUCACGUCCGCGCCGUUCCUGCCAAAGCGCAAGCCUCUUGUCUUUGAGGACUCGUACAACCGGGGUCGCGAUCGCCUUGCGGGCGGCAGCGGCAUGGACAUCGACGCAUAG